This is a messenger RNA of Saccoglossus kowalevskii, 730 nucleotides long. Its product is annotated as GSK3B-interacting protein-like. Gene Ontology annotation, cellular component: cytoplasm. Gene Ontology annotation, molecular function: protein kinase A binding; kinase regulator activity. The record is from RefSeq and is a predicted model, not a curated record. NCBI's taxonomy places the organism in Eukaryota, Metazoa, Hemichordata, Enteropneusta, Harrimaniidae. Gene Ontology annotation, biological process: regulation of canonical Wnt signaling pathway.
CGCGAGGAAAACAACAUAGACAGCAACACGGGCACAAGCCACGCUUGGUUCGUGUAGUUGUUUUGGCGCAACAUAGCCAUGACUGACGGAGAUACCAAUUGCAAGUUAAUGACAAUCGAGGCGGAAUCGGCCGUCCAAGAAGUCGCCUUCGCCGUAAAGAGCGUCUCUAUAUCUGAAUUCCUUCCGAAAGGAGAUGAACUUGUGUAUUUGAACAUUCAAACCAAAGAAGACGACGUUUACUGUGUGGAGCUGUCAGUUCUAGGAUUCGGGGUUGUUGGUAGAAGAUUUGAUACAAUCGAUGACUCACUACCAACUACGUAUUACGAAACCAUUUAUGCGCUGCUGGAUAAACUUAGUCCCGGGUAUAGACUAACGUUUGGUGAAACACUGGCCGGUAAACUGCAGAUGUUACAACAGAAUGACGCAGAGAAAUCUGACACUAAAGAGUUAGAAACAAAGAUGUCAUAAUUGAAGAACUUAUACUGAAGAAUGGUAACUUUCAAAUAGUUUCAAAUCAAUAACUUGCAACUUUUGUGAAGUACCAAAUAUCGGAGUACCAGACAUUAACACAGCCUUGUUAGUUCUCGCUUUUGGACUUUGUCGUAUGGAUUGACUUCCAUACGUUUAUGUGUGUGUGCGACCAUACCCAACCAUAUCUCACAUACAUUAGACAUUAUGUCGGACAUAUGCACAUGUAUUUGUUGUGUGAUCCAAUAGAAGAUGAUCAAAU